Molecule: messenger RNA, 1602 nt
Organism: Coccomyxa subellipsoidea C-169
Lineage: Eukaryota; Viridiplantae; Chlorophyta; Trebouxiophyceae; Coccomyxaceae
Product: cobyrinic acid a,c-diamide synthase
Exons: 7
Coding region: 1-1602 (533 amino acids)
Molecular function (GO): cobyrinic acid a,c-diamide synthase activity
Source: RefSeq, a predicted model, not a curated record
AUGGAGGAAAAUUGCGUUCUCAAAACCUUGAUAAUCGGUGGCACAUGCAGCGGCGUCGGAAAGACUUCUCUUGCGACUGCAAUAAUGACUGUCCUGAGGAGACGAGGGAUGACGGUCCAGGGAUACAAAAUUGGGCCAGACCUUUGUGACCCCAUUCAGCACGAAGCUGCGACGGGAAGGCCGUCAGGAACCCUGGAUGGCUGGAUGCUCAGCCGUGAGCAAAACCUGGCGACUUUUCACCGCCACGCAGAGGGGUCAGACCUCUGCAUUGUCGAAGGAGCGGCUGGAUUGUUCGAUGGUCGGGACGGCAAAUCGGAGGAGGGCAGCACUGCAGAGAUGGCAAAGUGGCUAGGGGCACCAGUCGUGCUGGUGUUGGACACCUUUGAGAUUGGGCGCAGCGCUGCAGCCAUGCUGAAGGGCUACCAAGCCUUCGACAGCAGCGUCAAAUUGAAAGGGCUGCUGCUCAACAGAGUCGCAGACAGCGAGCAGAUCCAGCGCUUGGAAGAGGCAGUGGAGGCAGCAGGAAUCGAUGUUCCCGUUCUGGGGGGCCUGCGCAGGAUCAGCGAAGACGGCAACUCCACAAAGGACAGACGGCCGGGCCUGGUGAGGCUGGUGGAGGACCACGUGGACAUCGAUGCGCUGCUGGCCAUCGCAGGAACUGCCGCGGUGCCGCCGCCGCCCGCGCACCUCGCCCCACAGCCCGCGCCGCCGCAGCCCCGGGUCCGCCUGGGGGUGGCCAAAGACGUCGCCUUUGGGCACUGCUACACCGAGAACCUGGCGCUGCUGAGGGAGGCGGGGGCGGAGCUGGUGUUCUUCUCGCCGCUGGUGGACUCGCUGCCGGAGGGCGUGGCGGGGCUGUACUUUGGCGGGGGCUGCCCCGAGCGCUACGCAGAGGAGCUGGCCAGCAACCGGCAGCUCAUGGCAGCCGUGCACGCCUUUGCGGAGGCCGGCGGCGUCAUCUAUGCUGAGUAUGCCGGCCUCAUCUACCUCAGCCAGAGCGUGCAGCCCAUCGGCAGCCUCCCCUGUGCCAUGGCCGGGGUGUUCCCCUUCCGGACGCAUCUGACGUCGGCACGGCUGAAGCGCGGCUACGUGGAGGUGACUGUGGAGGAGGCCUGCCCGCUGUUUGCGCCCGGCGCACCCGCGCGCGGCCACGUCUGCCACACCGCCGAGAUCCUGCAGGUGUGGCGCAAGUUUCCACCCACACUGACAACGAUUUUGCCUGUGCCAAAUGCGCAACAGGGCUACAGCUGGAAGAACGUGCUGGCGAGCUUUGUGCACCUGCACUUUGGCAGCCGGCCGGGCCUGGCAGCUGAGCUGGUGGAGCGCUGCGCGGUGGUCGACCUGUUCGCCGUCAGGGCGGCUGCCGCCGCGGCCGCGGAGGCUGCCGGGCCGCGCAGCUUCCCUGCAGACGCCAAUCGCGGCGGCCGUGGGUACAACAGCGCGCACGUGUCCCCCGAGUCCACCACGAACUUCCCCUCAGGCGCCCGCCCCAUCUUCCCGGUGCGGCUGCCUGCUCGACUGCCCUACGCCUUGCAGAUUGUCUUCAGGAAAACUGUUCUUGGGCUGCCUAAUGAUUUAGAUCCUCUGGAUCCUCAGGCCUGA